Molecule: messenger RNA, 2177 nt
Organism: Silurus meridionalis
Lineage: Eukaryota; Metazoa; Chordata; Actinopteri; Siluriformes; Siluridae
Gene: lhx3
Product: LIM homeobox 3
Exons: 6
Coding region: 307-1485 (392 amino acids)
Biological process (GO): neuron differentiation; regulation of transcription by RNA polymerase II
Cellular component (GO): nucleus
Molecular function (GO): RNA polymerase II transcription regulatory region sequence-specific DNA binding; DNA-binding transcription factor activity, RNA polymerase II-specific
Source: RefSeq, a predicted model, not a curated record
CGGGACGCGUGAGCGGUCUUGUAAGCGCACGUGAGCCCUCGCGUCGCAAACUUUUUAACGCAGACAGCGCGAGUACCGCACACGCACGCGGAAGCUCGUGCGUUUUUCCUCCGUUAUACAGUACAUACAGACUGUUUAUCCGGAUUGGGAUCUUUCUCACCUAAUACACUCUGCACGCAAAUCCGCGUUUGUUCAUCUGUUUUUGUUUGUUUGUUUAUUUAGUUGUUUGUUGUUUGUUUUUUAACUUCCGGUUUUCGUGUUUAGCAGCGCGUUUUUGGUGUUUUGUUUUUAAAUUCUUCUGCCGCAAUGCUGCUCGAACAUCCUGGAUCGAGUUGUCAAAAUCCGGGAAAUUUCUCCAGAUACAGUUCGGGACAAGAGAUCCCAGUGUGUGCAGGUUGCAGUCAACACAUUGUGGACCGUUUCAUCCUGAAGGUUUUGGAUCGUCAUUGGCACAGCAAGUGUCUGAAAUGCAGCGACUGUCAAUCGCAGCUGGCAGAGAAGUGCUUCACCCGAGGAGACGGGGUCUACUGCAAAGAGGACUUCUUUAAGAGGUUCGGGACGAAGUGUGCGGCGUGUCAGCAGGGUAUCCCGCCCAGUCAGGUGGUACGGAGAGCGCAGGAUUUUGUCUAUCACCUUCACUGCUUCGCCUGCAUCGUGUGCAAGAGGCAGCUAGCCACGGGGGAUGAGUACUACCUGAUGGAGGACAGUCGACUCGUGUGUAAAGUGGACUACGAGACGGCCAAGCAGAGAGAAGCCGACUCGACGGCGAAAAGGCCACGCACGACCAUCACAGCCAAGCAGCUGGAGACGCUGAAGAACGCCUACAACAACUCACCCAAACCGGCGCGCCACGUCCGCGAGCAGCUGUCCUCAGAGACCGGCCUGGACAUGCGAGUGGUGCAGGUGUGGUUUCAAAACAGAAGAGCGAAAGAGAAGAGGCUAAAAAAGGAUGCAGGAAGACAGAGAUGGGGGCAAUACUUUCGUAACAUGAAGAGAUCCAGAGGAAACUCCAAAUCGGAUAAAGACAGCAUCCAGGAAGAAGGCAUGGACAGUGACGCUGAGGUCUCAUUCACAGAUGAGCCUCCCAUGUCGGAGCUGAGCCACUCGAACAGCCUGUACAGCAGUCUGAGUGAGAGUUCCCCGGCUCUGGGUCGUCAGGGCGGAGCUCAUGCUCCUUUCACCCUGGAUCAUGGAUCCGUCCUGCCCUCUCAGGAUCAAUACCACGACAUUCGCCCCAGCAGUCCCUUCAACCUCGCACAGUCACCUGGUUCUCUCCAGCCUCUGCCCAGGCAGCAGCCCCUCAUCUCCAGCCUGGUGUAUCCUGACUCCGGGUUGCCCAUGGUGGGCCAGGCAGGGCAUGGGAUGGUCACAGCCGGGCCGAACGGCCCCAGCUCGGACCUGUCCACCGGAAGCAGCGGAGGGUACCCAGAAUUCCCGGCUAGCCCUGCUUCCUGGCUGGAUGAGGUCGACCACAGCCAGUUCUGAUUUGGGGUUGAAUCAAUUUGUUUAGAGUUGACGGAAAGAAAAGUCGAACACCUUAUUAUCAUCAUCUGCAUGGACUGAAAAACCUCACGGAUGAAAAAAAAAAAAAAGCAUCCAGAAACCCUCUCUAUUAUCAUAUUGAGGACCGUUUUUAGGAUCUGUUUUGCUGACUUAAUGAUCAAAACAAGAAAAAAAAUGAACUGAGAUGCCCGAGAUCUAUCCAUCUGCCUGAGUUCCAGCGUGUGAUAUCACGUGCACUCGGUUCGUGCGUUAAAGUGAACAGAGACGUUUGUACGAAGACAUGGCUCCAUUAAUGUGCUUUAGAUGUCAGAGUGGACUUUCAUAAGACCUCCAUUCUUCAUUUCCUCCUUUUUCUUGAUGUCUAACUGUAAACAUCACCUGUUUUUUUUGUGUGUCUGGUUGUUGCCAAAUGUCUCUCUGCAGUACAUCACGACUAGGCAUUGUGAAUCCUUUAUUUUUAUAUACACGACCUCCUCGGGAAUGUCACGCAAAAAAACAUUUAGCGCUUUUUUUCUGACCAGAAGUAGACGAGCUGUAGUUGUUGACUCUCGUUAUAUGGUUCUAUAGGAUACUUCUAUGCAUUUGUGUGGUUUUCCAGAUGUAUCUUGUUCGUUUCUCUUCGGGCCUCAGCUUGCAGCUUACCAGGCUCCUCUAAAUGUUUAUGUGAAAGAUGU